Messenger RNA from Rotaria sp. Silwood2, 810 nucleotides. The record is from the annotation of a GenBank genome assembly. NCBI's taxonomy places the organism in Eukaryota, Metazoa, Rotifera, Eurotatoria, Philodinida, Philodinidae.
AUGUUUUUCAUUGUAGAAAGUCAAACAACAACUUUAUGGAAUGACACUUAUCCGAAAGGUGAAGUAAUUCGGGUAAAAAACGUCGAUGUUUAUACGGUUGGUAAUAAUACAGAUUCAACUAAAGAUUUAUCGGUUAUUGUGAUCUAUGAUAUAUUUGGAUUCAAUAUAAGCCAAACGCGUGUAUUUUGUGAUCGUCUCUCCGCCGAAUACAAAGUAAAAGUGGCUAUGCCUGAUUUCUUUCGCGGUAAAACAGCAUCGUCACAUAUGAGUAAUCUUAGCGUAGUUUUAUCUCUAAUUGGUAAUUGGUCUCAAGUAUCAACUGAUCUUAGUGAAGUUGCUUCCUGGCUUCAAAACACAUCACCAUCUCAUCGCAUUGCUGUCAUUGGUUUCUGUUGGGGCGGUCUACAAGUUGUUCGAGCCUGUUCGAAUCUAUCGACACUCUUUUUUACAGGCAUUUCAAUUCAUGGUGCAUGGUUGACAGAAGACGAAGUUCGUCACUUACAGCAACCAAUACUAUUCAUAGCUGCCGGUGAUGAUCCGCCGUUGAAGCCCAAUAUUUCGAAUGUCAUUGAAAAAUGGACAAGUCCAAGAGUAGCUAAUCAAUGCCAAUAUGAAACGUAUCCAAACAUGAUACAUGGAUUCGUAUCGACUGGCGCUAAUUAUUCGAACGCUGAUAAUGUUAAAGCUGUCGAUGAUGUACAUGAAAAAGUGAGACAUUUUCUGGAUCGAAUAUCCCGUAAUUCAGCAUCGAGCACAUAUCAUUCUAUGUAUUUUCUUUUGCUUUUCUCUUUCUGUUUCUUCUUAAUAUAA